Messenger RNA from Trichoderma virens Gv29-8, 3822 nucleotides. RefSeq names its product glycoside hydrolase family 18 protein (gene TVC14). Bases 1 to 3822 code for a protein of 1273 amino acids. Gene Ontology annotation, molecular function: hydrolase activity, hydrolyzing O-glycosyl compounds; chitin binding. The transcript is spliced from 7 exons. Gene Ontology annotation, biological process: carbohydrate metabolic process. The record is from RefSeq and is a predicted model, not a curated record. NCBI's taxonomy places the organism in Eukaryota, Fungi, Ascomycota, Sordariomycetes, Hypocreales, Hypocreaceae.
AUGCGUAUUCUGCAUCUGGUUGUGCUCUGGGGCUCUUUAGCCUUGAGCAUGACAACCGCCAGUGCUUUCCAUGGAACUAAUUUGCCAUUAAACCCUUGCCCUGCCGAUUGCUACGGGUCGCCAGAAAAUUGGCACGUCUAUUCUUCGUUUGACCGCCUUCAGAUAUGUGAGCAGCCACUCUUAUUGGAUUUUGCGAUCCACACUCCCUUGGAAGACCCAAACACCACGGUAAAGUUGAGAAUGUGUACCCUCAAUGAUGGCCUUUCUCAAUCAAAUGAUUUCCCUUUUGAUGGGACUGAACAAUUCGAUCCGGAUUCAAUCUCUUAUCCGGUCGAUGGAUCCUUGGUAUCCUUUGACCUCUUCACCAGCAACGAGAAGGGUACAGCUACUACAAACGACCUGCGAAACACCAUUGACCUCCUACAACGACAGCUGACGGAUUCUGUAUACCGCAAUACCGACUUUCUCAUAGCGUACAGCAAAGGGGCUGUCGUCGCCGUCUAUAGUGGCGCCGCCAUUGACAAGACCAAGACUCUCCCUAGCGUCCUGCAUCUCUUCCAAGAGCACCUUAACACUACGGCUUCAACCAAACUACCCAUGAACAUGCGUCUUCAAUUGUGCGAAGAAGACCGCAAUGGUGAUCACAUUAUUGGUGUAGCCAUCAAUAUUGCAGGAAAUAUUCCUACUGUUCAGGAGACUGUACAGACAUGGAACAAAGCCGCCUGUGUCAACAAUACAGAAGAAUAUUCAACAAAACUAAAAGGCAUCAGAAUUUUCGAGGCCUCUGCUCCCAAACCAAUUGACUCAACCAAUGGCAACAGCGGCCAUCUUCUAGCAAGGGCUCAGCGUGCGAAUAGCUGUCGAACAACCACGGUAGCCUUUGGAGAUUCGUGCGGCUCAUUGGCUAAGAAGUGUAGCAUCUCCAGCGCAGACCUUUCCAACCUGCGACCAGGCCAAAUGAUUUGUUGUUCAAAGGGAAGUCUUCCAGACAUAACUCCCAAACCACAUCCAGAUGGCAGCUGUGCCACUUACACCAUCAAGCCUGAUGACGACUGCUCUCGAAUUGCUGCUUCAAAUGGCUUGAAAAUAGACCAACUGGAGAAAUUCAACGACAAAACCACAUGGGGAUGGAGUGGUUGCAAGACUCCUCUCGUGAUUGGAACAAACAUUUGUCUUAGCAAAGGGACUUCUCCAUUGCCGGCGCCGGUGAGCAAUGCGGUAUGUGGUCCACUUGUGCCCGGCACGAAGAAGCCCUCUGCAGGCCAGAAGCUCGAGAGCUUGAAUCCAUGUCCCCUCAACAGUUGCUGCAACAUCUGGGGACAAUGUGGAACAACGCCGGAUUACUGUACGCCUGCAACUGGUCCCACGGGCAAUCCUGGCACGGCACCACGAGGGAAGAAUGGUUGCAUAUCCAACUGCGGCGUUUCAAUAAAGAACAAUGCCAAGCCUCCCUCGUCUUUCAUCAAUGUUGCUUACUACGAGUCGUGGAAUUGGGACCGCCCUUGUCUCAACUACAGAGCUGAGGACAUGCGUGACACAAAAUACACACAUGCUCACUGGGCUUUUGCUUCCAUCGACAACAACUUCCAGGUUACGGUAAAUGACACUUACAAACAGUUGGACGACUUCCUCCAGCUUCCUCAGAAACGAGUCCUAUCAUUUGGUGGCUGGGGCUUCUCGACAUCACCUACAACAUACGACAAACUCCGCCAGGCAAUGUAUCCAGAACAUGUCGACAAAUUCGUGGAUAGUAUUGUCAAGUAUCUCAAUCAGAAGGGCUUUGAUGGUGUUGACAUUGACUGGGAGUAUCCAGGGGCACCAGACAUCCGCGGUAUUCCAGCCGGUCUGAAAUCGGAUGGACCAAACUACCUCACUUUCCUAAAAAAGCUUCGAUCCAAGCUGCCUGCGUCAAAAUCCUUAUCCAUGGCAGCGCCGGCUUCAUACUGGUACCUGAAGUCAUUCCCCAUCGCAGCCAUGUCUAAGCUGGUUGAUUACAUCGUAUACAUGACGUACGAUCUUCACGACCAAUGGGACUACGACAAUCACUGGACCCAGGACGGUUGUAUCUCAGGAAACUGCUUACGAGGUCACGUCAAUUUAACCGAAACCAUGUACGCACUGGCCAUGAUCACCAAAUCCGGUGUGGAUGCCAAUAAAGUUGUUGUAGGGCUUCCGAGUUACGGGCGGUCAUUUGGUAUGACCAAUAGAGCUGCGUGCGAGAAGAGUUUGAACGACCCGCAUUGCACGUUCAAAGGCCCUAAUUCAACAGCGACUCCUGGAGAGUGUACUGGAACCGCUGGUUACAUCGCCAAUGCCGAAAUCGAAGAAAUCAUUAACAUGGAUUUCGACGAUACUCGUGUCGAUUACGAUCCGGUCAGCGACACAACCAUGGUUUUCUAUGGAUCGAACUGGGUGGCCUAUAUGCCGGCUGAAUCGAAAGCCAAUCGGACAGCUAUUUACAAGGCAGCCAAUCUUGGUGGCGUAGUAGAUUGGGCUGUUGAUCUUCAAGAAUACACUGAUGACUCUCUUGAGCCCUACGACGACGAGCUUCCAGAUACGGAUCCUCUGCCGCCAUGCAACGACGUAUACAACUCCAUGGAAGAGCUGGACGCAGCCGCCGGAAAUAUCCCCGAACACUGUGUAACACUUUACACUCUAACUGCUCUCAACAACCUUCUCAAACAAAGUUUAAGCAACUACACGGACAUGUUGUCUAAUGGAUAUGACGACAAGUUCAAGGUCUAUUCUAAAUCAGUUGCCGACCAAGCGGGCUCUACUCUUCGCGAUUGGAUCACGACCAAUGGAACCAACUAUUACACGUGUGAGGUUGCGGAGGCUGCAAUUUGCUGCGACUCGUGUAAGCGCAACCAGAGGCGCCCAAGUGAAUGUGAUUACUGCUUCGAUGACGACUGCUUCCAUUAUGUCCACUCUGGCGAUUUUGGCCCUCCAACACCGGUGUUGCGUACAAAAGUAUACAAAGAAUCGGAGCCCUGUCCGCCGGAUUACUCCAAACGUGGGUACGGGCCGGAUGACCCGUAUGAGCAGUCGGUCUACUGGACAUUUUUCAACGAGACUGGCUUCUUUACGGAUAUGGAGUCAGAUACUGGAAUCCCCAAGAAUAAGACCAAGAUGGGGGACUACAAUCGUGGAAAUCCCUGUGCGCCAUCAUCCAAACCAGACGAUCCGUGCUGGGCCUCUGGCAUUGACUAUAACGUACCCUUGAUCAACGGAUACUCAGCUUCGGACGUGGCAAAUCCCAAAGAAAUUGUAAGGAAGGGUCUUGAAAAUGCGCAGACGCUUGGUCCACAGAUUGACAGCAUCAUCGCCACCCUCAAACUUGACGGCUGGAUUGGUGAAGGCUCUGACCUGAUUGACAGCCUCAGCAUGCCGAUUUUCAUGAUUGCCUCAGCCACAGAGAAGAUGGGCUUGGUGGAAACCAUUGCAGACAAGAUUGAGGAAGCGAAGAGGAAGGCGUUUAUUCUUGAGUUUCUAUCAGCCAUCUUUCUGUUCAUCCCGAUCGUGGGGGAAAUCAUUGGUUCCGUGGCAGAACUCGCUGAUGUGGUAGUGAUCAUGGGCUUGAUUGGAGCCGCAGGUAAUGCCGGAAUGGACAUUUACACCAUUGUGGACGAUCCGCACAAUGCGCCACUGGCUAUUUUCGAUCUCAUUUUGAGCCCGCUUGCGUUGGCGGAUGUGGCCAAGAUCAACAAGGCAGCGAACAUUCGACGAGGGAUGAAGGGAGAUGAUGUGGCUAAAUUGGGUGACGGCGUGAAAUCUAGAAUGGAGACUGUUGAGAAAGUCAAGGGCAAAUGUGUCUCACGAUAA